AUUAGUUUUCGAAAUUUUUUACCAGACUGAUGAAUAUUGAAUCGUGAAUUGAGAACUGGAGAUUGUAGUUUUGUGUAACUUUUCACUUUAAGUAUGGAAAAAGAAGGUAGCAAACAGGAAAAUAAUCCUCGAAUACCAUCAGCAGUCUUUGUGGAUGAUGUAGAUAAGUUUAUGGAAAAAACAGAAAAUAGCAGUGUUGAAGAUGUACUUAAAAGAUUGGAUGAGCAACAUAGCAAAUAUAAAUUUUUUGAAUAUAAUUUAAUUACUAAGAGAAAAAGAUUGCAAUCACAAUUACCAGAUUUAGAAAAUACCCUGGAGAUGAUUCAAACAAUGAAAGCUCAUAAAGGACAACAGUUGAAGACAGACUUUUUAUUAUCUGAUGAUGUUUAUGCUAAAGCUCAUAUACAAGGAACUGAUAAUGUGUAUCUUUGGCUUGGUGCUAAUGUCAUGUUGGAAUAUAAUCUAGAUGAUGCCACUGAACUUAUUUCAAGAAAUAUACAAUUGGCCACAGAUAAUAUGGGACAAGUUGAUGAUGAUCUUGACUUUCUAAGGGAUCAGUUCACUACAACCGAAGUUAAUAUGGCCAGGGUUUACAACUGGGACGUAAAACGACGACAAGCAGCCAAAGCUAAACAAUAAAGAUUUUAUCUAUCCAUAUGAAACACUAAUAAAUGCUUCUUUUUUUUCAUAAAACUAAUUUAACCAUUAAAUAAUUAUUAAACAAAUUAUUAUUUUUAAAAAUUAAUCAGUUUAUUAACAUUUCUAAAAUUAUUAGCCAAAUUUAUGAUUACAAUUAUUUUAUGUUCAUAGUUCUUUCAUACUUAUAUUUAAUUAUAGCUAAUAAAAUAACAUAAAAUUGGUAUUAUUUUAUACCUUCAAAAUAAUAAAGAAAACCUUUAACAUAAUUGAGUAUAUACAACAAAUUUGUAAUUUAUUGAACUGAAAUAUUAUUUAUGGACAUAUAAAAAAAUAUAAUAAUAAUAAAAAUACUCAAAAAAAA
This is a messenger RNA of Acyrthosiphon pisum (pea aphid), 1000 nucleotides long. It is a transcript of the gene mgr, whose product is annotated as prefoldin subunit mgr. Gene Ontology annotation, biological process: protein folding; microtubule-based process; tubulin complex assembly. Gene Ontology annotation, molecular function: tubulin binding. Gene Ontology annotation, cellular component: cytoplasm; prefoldin complex. The record is from RefSeq and is marked provisional. NCBI's taxonomy places the organism in Eukaryota, Metazoa, Arthropoda, Insecta, Hemiptera, Aphididae.